Closterium sp. NIES-65 is the source of this 675-nucleotide messenger RNA. Lineage: Eukaryota; Viridiplantae; Streptophyta; Zygnematophyceae; Desmidiales; Closteriaceae. The record is from the annotation of a GenBank genome assembly.
AUGACGUCGGUGUCAGCACUGGUUGCGGGGUGCAGCACGCGAUGGAAUCAGGAACAACGCAAGAAGGCCAGUUUCUGGCAGCUUGUCAGUGGGUACACCGCCAUCCUUUCACCCUCUAUUCCCCUCUCAUCCCCUCUCAUGCCCUCUCAGCUCUCUCAUCCUAUCUCGUCCCGGGUCAUGCACUCUAUUCGUCUCUCGUUCCCUCUCAUCCUCUUCCAUCCUCUCCCAUCCACCCUCCACGCCCUAUUCCAGUCCCAAUCCCUCUCCUCCACUUCCAUCCUCUCUCAUCCCCUCUACUUCCCUCUAUUCCCCUCUCGUUCACUCUCAUCCUCUCUCAUCUGCUCUCGUCCCCUCUCCACGCCCCAUUCCUCUCUCAUUCCUCCUCUUCCCCUUCCAUGCUUUUUCAUCCACUCUCCUGGCCUUUAUUCCUCUCAUCCUUCUCGUCCCCUCUCGUCCUCUCCCAUUCAGGGUUCUGCCCUCAUUCCACUCUCCACAUACAUCCUCUUUCAUCCUCUCUCGACCGUACUCAUCCCCUUUCCUCCUUUCCCGUACCCUCAAAUGCCUUCUAUCCCCCUUUCAUUCCCUCUCAUCCCCUCUCGUCCUCUCUCGCCCCCUCUCCAAGCCCUCUCCUCUCAGUCCCUCUCGUCCUCUCUCGUACACUCUCCUGCCCUCUGA